Orbicella faveolata is the source of this 2655-nucleotide messenger RNA. RefSeq names its product DNA-directed RNA polymerase III subunit RPC4-like. The record is from RefSeq and is a predicted model, not a curated record. Gene Ontology annotation, molecular function: DNA binding. Gene Ontology annotation, cellular component: RNA polymerase III complex. NCBI's taxonomy places the organism in Eukaryota, Metazoa, Cnidaria, Anthozoa, Scleractinia, Merulinidae. Gene Ontology annotation, biological process: tRNA transcription by RNA polymerase III.
CUUACAACAUUCUCCUGCCGAAAGAAUCAGUCUCACAUACGUAGCAUAGCCUUCAGAGUUCCUAAUGCGUGUACACUGUACGUAUUUCGAUUUCAGCAUCAUAAUCACCGCUUCGUCUCGCAGAUUGCAAAUAAUUGAACAAAGUGACGAUGCAUAAUUUCAGAAUCGCCAACGGAUAAGAUUAAUCCCAUAAAAGCCAUUAUGCUUGUACAUUAAUUUUCAAACAAUGGAGAUCUUAUAAGCUUAUAUUUUUUCGACAGCAUUAAUUUUGGCAUUUCUGUGGGUACGGGCAAACCACAAGCGCAGCGAGUGAUCGCUAAAUAACAGUUUUUCGAGAUAAAGAUAAUCAAACCUCAAGCACUUGUGGAAAAAAAAACUAUAGAAAUCGUUCGUCGCUGCCAAUUUUGCAUGACAGCUUUUAAAAGUUUAAUUUCAUGCUGAAAAAAAAAAGACGAGAAAACAAAGUUCCGAAAGCGUUACACAUGCAUUGCAUAUCGGCUAUUUUAGACAAUGCUUCAAAAGCAGUCUUGCCAAGGAAGAUCUUGCUGUCUUGCAUAUAUGAAAGAGAACUGAUGCUACUGCAACGACAAUUCUGAAACAAAACGUUACAAUCUCGUGACUAAGCCAUAGAGCACUGCACCUUCAUUCCAUCUAAAAAAUCUUCACUUGAUCCAUUCACUGCAAAGCCUUCUUUUGCACGUCUUCUUGUAGCACCCGGUUCCGUUGACAUCUCCCAAGGAGAACACCUCCUUCAGCGUCGAAUUUUCAGCUCGUCGAGGUCGUACUUUCACCACAAGUGCAAGAAAAACUGAUCUAUACACCGUGAACUUUAGACCGUUUGGUGUUUUGAUCAGUUGUAAUGGCGGAGUACACGGGUCGCAGAGCACACCGGGACAACAAGGCUUGCCUUGCCCGAGGUCAUUCCUUUGACCAGGAAACUGGCUCGGGUGCAACCUCGUUAGACCUGGGAACGAGGUUGGCUCGGGUAUCCCGGUUUGCUCGCGUCACGUGAUUUCUUAUCAACCGUAACUACACUAGACGCGGAAAGAGAAUUUAAAUGACAAUUUAAAUGAAGCUAAACUGGCCAAAGAUGUGACCGCUGUCCUUACUUGUUGCGACCGCGACCUCUCGACUCAUAUGGGACCAACAAUGGCUACUGGCUCACGAUGAUCUUCCGCAAAAUCGCCAAGACUUCGCCUCAGCGUCGUAAGAGGUUGGAGAACAAAUAGAACAAGAUAACCUUCCUUCAGCAAUAUUCUGAGUAAUGAUGUCUGGAAAAGAUGGAGACGCUGCUAAAGAAAUACCCAGUGCUGCAAGAAAGACGCCGUUAUUGGGAGCCAGAGCUUUGUUGUCAAGACAGUUAAACAGUGCUUCACCCAGUCCUGGUAGAUUGCCAUCACUUAGACCAGCAAGAGAUUUGACUCUUGGUGCAUCACCAAAGCUUUCUUUAAGUGUAACUCCAAAGAGAACUUUUACUCCAAACAUCCCCACCAGAAGAACCAAGCAGGAGCCAAAAGAUGAUGCCUCGCCAACAGCAGGGAAUUCCGGAGAGAGAAGACGACGAGAUGGAGGAAGGGGCAGAGGGCGUGGCGAGGGCCGAGGAAGGGGCAGAGGGGAUAGGGGCAAGCCAAACAUUGUCCAGGCAUCGUCAAUUUUUUCCAUGGGAGUGGGUCCUGUUGAAAAGCAGAGAAUUGGACAAGUAGUUUCUACUCCAAGUUUUGGUUCAUCUGGAGGAAGAGAAGGUGUCUCUGGUGUAAAAAUUAAGAAAGAAAGGGGUGAUGAGGUUGACGAGGAUGAAUCUAAAAAGGUUCUUAAGAUGCUGCAGACAAGUGGGAAUAUAGAUGAUGAUGUGGAGAGUGAUGCUGGAGCUAUGCCUGUGCAGCUACCAUUAACUUUCCAUGCUUUAAGAAUGAAGGAGAAAGAAGCUGAAUCUGCUGCAUUGGAGACUGAUGUAAAAGGGAAAAGUGAACCUAUGGAGGUGGACUUGGUUGAUUCUGGAAAAGCUUCUCCUGUGGAAACACUCAAAAAGCCAGUGAAACAAGUACCUAUAAAAAAGGAAGUUUCAGAUGAAAUGACACUUUCAAAUGUGUUGUCAGCUGCAUCAGUGGGAGACCGGAAGCUGUUGUUUUUCCAGUUUCCUGAUGUGUUGCCUAUCAAGCUAACUUCUGGCAAUCAAGAGGAGCCCAUGUCUGUAGAGGAAUCACCCAAUGACCAGACAGCUACACCAGAAAAGCCCAAAGAACCCAAAAGGUUGUCACUCAAAGAUGCUUCCGAAGGUUACAUUGGUAAACUUCAAAUACUUAGGUCUGGUAAAGCAAGACUGUUAAUGGGUGAUGUGUCUCUUGAUGUUACUAUGGGAACACCGUGUGGCUUUUUACAGGAUGUUGUAGCUGUUCAUACUGAGGACAGCCGCUCAGAGAUGAUAUGUCUUGGGCAUGUGAAUCACCGCUUGAUUUGCACACCAGACUUUGAACAACUUCUUUCAACGUGACAGUAAGGGAGCAAACAUGUACCGUGGUGAAGGAGUUAUGGCUAGGUUAUUAAAGAAUUCCUUACAUCGGACAAGCAUGGGUAUGCUUGAGAGUAUUAUAAACUCUUCUGAAAUUCAGAGUUUCUGCACGGCUAUCGAGCAUGCAAGAGACAAGAACAGUUACU